CUCCAAAAGAAGGAGCCCUCCAACACUAUUUUAUCACUAUCGUAGACUAAAACAACAUUGUUUAGUCAAAGUCCACUCUUUUCUUCAACCCUUCAUUCAACCAACUAGACAAACAAACCCAAAAACCACGUUAAAUUCAUCCCUCCCUUUAAUCAAAGUUCCAACUUCAAACCUCCUAUCUUUCAUUCUUUCUCCCUCUUUAAAACAAGAAACACAAAACUAACACUCCCACCUACAAUAACAACAACAAUGACAAUCCUCCUCAUCCCACUCUCCUUCCUCCUCCUCCUCCUCUCAACACCAAUUAUCUCUGCGCAAGCACCACCACCCGCCUUCCGGUGCUCGACAAAGUCCACUUGUCGUGCACUGGCCGGCUACAUCUCCCCAAACACAACCACACUAGGCCACAUCCAAUCACUCUUCCAAGUCAAAACACUCCGGUCUAUCCUCGGAGUGAACAACCUCCCUCCAAACACCCCUCCGAGUCAUACCAUUACCGGGAACACAACCAUCAGGAUCCCUUUCCCUUGCCAUUGUCGCAACGGGACAGGGAUCUCUAACCGUGUUCCUAAAUACACUGUUGUCAAAGAUGACGGUCUUUUUCAUAUUGCUAGUCAAGUGUUUUCUGGACUCGUGGAUUACCCUCAAAUUGUGGCUGCUAAUGGAAUUAAGGAUCCAAAUCUCAUUAUAACUGGUCAGAAGUUGUGGAUCCCACUUCCUUGUAGUUGUGAUGACGUGGAGGAUCAGGAGGUGGUUCAUUAUGCACACGUGGUGGCUUCUGGGAGUAGUGUCAGUCAAAUUGCGGCCGAGUUUGGGAUGAGUUCGGAAAGUUUGAUGAAAGUGAAUAAUAUUUCUGAUCCUAAGAGUCUCAUUGCUGGUCAAGUUCUUGAUGUCCCUAUCAAAGCUUGUAGCUCAACUAUAAAUAACAGCUCCUCUGAUUCCUCGUUGCUAGUCGCCAAUGACACGUACGUUUUUACUGCCAACAACUGUGUAAGGUGCAGCUGUGACCCGACAAAUAACUAUACGCUGCAAUGUCAACCAUCAGGACUUAAAGCAGUGAAUUGGCCUACAUGUCCUGCUAUGAAGUGUCCUGAUUCGAAUUUGUUACUUAGUAACUCGACUACUUCGAGCUGCAGCCGUACAACUUGUGCCUAUGCUGGUUACAACAAACAAACCGUUCUCACAACACUUGCUGUUGAAAACACUUGUCCCGCCCCGGGAUCAAGUGAUGACAGCAAAGGAUCUCGUUCGAGAGGUUGGAGUUUGGCUAUUGUUUUGCUCAGUCUUCAGAUGAUCAUGCUCCAGAUAUUUCUGUGAUUCGUUUAUACUUGGAGCUUUUUGUGUGGCCUAGUACAUUAGAAAUUAGAUUUUGUUUUUGUUUUUGUUUACUUGGUAAUUUUUUUUUCUUCCUUUUUUGUUUUUGUUUUGUUUGAGGGGAAUGGGGUGUUGGGUGAAGAAAUUGGAUGUAAUUUGUAAGUGUUGUAGUUGAUGAAUUGUCUCGCGUUUAUAUCUGAAUCAAUAAUAAUGCUUUGGAAUCCAA
Molecule: messenger RNA, 1540 nt
Organism: Chenopodium quinoa (quinoa)
Lineage: Eukaryota; Viridiplantae; Streptophyta; Magnoliopsida; Caryophyllales; Amaranthaceae
Product: lysM domain-containing GPI-anchored protein 2-like
Exons: 4
Coding region: 250-1317 (355 amino acids)
Source: RefSeq, a predicted model, not a curated record